This is a messenger RNA of Temnothorax curvispinosus, 654 nucleotides long. RefSeq lists its product as uncharacterized. Lineage: Eukaryota; Metazoa; Arthropoda; Insecta; Hymenoptera; Formicidae. Bases 1 to 654 code for a protein of 217 amino acids. The transcript has a single exon. The record is from RefSeq and is a predicted model, not a curated record.
AUGACGGACACACAAGGAGGAAACACAGAAGAACGCUCGCAAAUCAACAGGGUGGCUUUAAAAGUACCUCUUUUCUGGACAGACGAACCCGAAUUAUGGUUCGCGCAGCUUGAAGCUCAAUUUACACUAGGAAACAUAACGCAAGACAGCACUAAAUACGCUUACGUCUUGGCACACCUAGAAACUAAGCAGGCCAAAGAAGUUAAGGACCUGAUAAUGAAGCCUCCUGAAGAAAAUAAAUAUAAGAGCAUCAAAAAGGCAUUAAUACAACGCCUAUCGAUCUCUCAGGAACAACAACUUCGCCAGCUCUUGGAACACGAAGAAAUGGGCGAUCGAAAACCUUCGCAAUUCCUGCGGCACCUACAGGCUUUGGCCAGCACGGCCAUUCCGGAGCAGCUCUUGCGUACAUUAUGGAUGGGCAGAUUACCAUCCCAGCUACAGGCUAUCUUAGCCAUACGAAACGCCGACAACCUACAGGACGUUGCCGAGCAAGCCGACCGAAUACAUGAGGUCACUUGCAGAACUGUAGCAGUCGCCAGCGUACAGUCGCCAACACUAAGCUCUCCAAUGGAAAAACGAAUCGACGGACUGACUAAGGCGCUAGAAGAGCUAGAAAACCGGCUAUCUCAUUCCAGGAGCAGAAUCUGGAACUAA